Messenger RNA from Vollenhovia emeryi, 3634 nucleotides. Its product is annotated as cat eye syndrome critical region protein 5 homolog. Gene Ontology annotation, biological process: glycerophospholipid biosynthetic process. The transcript is spliced from 3 exons. NCBI's taxonomy places the organism in Eukaryota, Metazoa, Arthropoda, Insecta, Hymenoptera, Formicidae. The record is from RefSeq and is a predicted model, not a curated record. Bases 451 to 1590 code for a protein of 379 amino acids. Gene Ontology annotation, cellular component: mitochondrion.
UACAUAAUGCUCUUUCAUAACUUUGCCAUUGUGCGACGCAUUAUUUUUAGUUUUGCGUACGCAACGCGCGUACGCGCUGACGGAGAGGUGUCAGGCUGUGGCACCUUCGUCGGAGGUCGCGUCUGUCUCCUUUCCGCCGACGCGUCUGAUGCCGAUCUCUUCUUGCUUAUCGUCCAAGCGCCGAUAAAUAAUUUAUCGACGCCUCGGCGGGUGUCCUCGCUCAAAGUUCUCGAGAUGUUUUAUCGCUGAAUUCAAGUUGAAAAUUUAAGUUCUUGAUCGAUCAGCCUUUGUUGAUUGUUCUCGUUGGCGCUUCUGUUGUAUGAAAAGUGCUGUAGUAUUCGUAAUACUUGCGUUGCCACCGGACACGAUUGUUGUAUCGUUUUUACACGAUUUGCGUCAAAUUGUAGCCUCUUUUUUAUCAUUUGCAAGACUACAUACCUUCGUAUAGAGAUGUGUGAAAUGUAUUUAAGUACAAACCCAAAGUUUGGUUUACUCUUCGAUAUUGACGGUGUCAUAAUACGCGGGAAACAAGUACUGCCGCCGGUAAAGGAGUCCUUCAAACGGCUUCAGGGGGACAAUGGCAAGUUUCGCGUCCCCACGCUGUUCGUCACUAACAGCGGAAAUUCGCUGCGCAGCCAGAAAGCGGCGGACCUGUCCAAGUGGAUAGGCAUGGAAGUCAUGGAGUCGCAGGUCGUCCUGGCCCACUCACCGUUGCAAAUGUUCGACUAUCUUCACGAUAAACAGGUUCUCAUCUCGGGUCAAGGUCCAAUAACGAACAUAGCCCGCGAGCUGGGCUUCAGGAAGACGACAACCAUAGAGGAACUAGUGAGGAACUUUCCAUGCUUAGAUUACAUAAACGUGAAGAAGAGGAAUCCGAUUUGCGGGCCCAUCGACCCGACUUUCCCGCAAAUCGAGGGAAUCGUGCUCCUGAGCGAGCCGGUAAACUGGGAAACGCCGUUGCAAUUAAUGGUUGAUCUUCUAGUUACCAACGGGAUGCCCACGGGAUUGCCCACUGCUAUUCCAUAUCCACACAUUCCAGUGUUGGCAUGCAAUAUGGAUCUGCUUUGGGCGUCGGAGGCGCCGAUCCCGCGAUACGGCCACGGCGCUUUCUUGUUGUGUCUCGAGAACUUGUACAAGAAAGUCACGGGCAAAGAUAUGACCUACACUGCUCUAGUCGGAAAACCUAGUGAGAUUACGUAUUACCACGCCAAUCAAAUGCUCGUUAAUCACGCCAGAAGCAUCGGCAUCGACAAUAUCGACACGAUUUAUGCCAUUGGCGACAAUAUUAAUACCGAUAUUUUCGGGGCGAACCUGUACGACAAGUAUUUAUCCCGCUACGAGUCCGGGGAGGGCACCAAGUCCCGCAGCCUCGAGAAACUCCUUGGGAAGAACAUGAGGGAUCCCAGCGCGAAGGCUUGCAUUAGUAUUUUAGUUGAGACUGGCGUGCACCAGCGAGAUUCCAAAUUUAUACCCGAACACAGUCCCAGAGAUUUCUUGCCGGUCGAUGACGGCCUAUGCAAGCCGGCAUUUAUCGUGAAGGACGUCGGGCAAGCUAUCAAUCUCGCCUUUAAAGAAGAGAAGUUUGAAUAAAUUAGCGCAUAAUAGAUAACCUUGGGAUACUCGUAUCCUUAUAUCGCCGGAGAAAAAGAAAGAGAGAGAGAGAGAGAGAGAGGAAAUAUGCAAGAUAAUGUGAGUAUUAUAGCAAAUAAUCUUUUAGAAAGUGUUAGCCUUCAUCAUAGACGAUGUUUCGCAGUAAAGAAACGGAAAAUAGCAGGAGAGGCUAUAAUACGUUACGAUUGUAUAUUAUAUUUAGUUUGCUCCUUUUUCAAUGUCUUUGUAACUUUUCUUAAACUGCCUACAUAACAAAAAAAAAGAGUUUUAGCGUGUUCUAGCGAAUGUAUUAAAGAAUUGCGUGGAAAAACGAAAUAAUUCAGAUUAAUUUAUAUUGUAGAUAAAAAAGGAUAUUGCCAUAUUAUUGUAUAAUAUAUACAUAUUGAGACGAUAAAUACACAUGUGUAAAAAGGACUUUAUUAUGACUAUUAGUAAACUUACAACUAUUGAAGUAAAGCUUUGUUCAAACAAGACUCUGGUACGUGUUCCGGGCAUAAUUUUAUAGCUACUUAACACUGAAAUCUUACUGGAAGAUACGUUGUAUAUGAACCAUCUCUAAACAUCUGUUAUUAUAGAUAAUAAUUAUAUCGUAGUUGCGCGGUAAACUGAGCUGAACAUAUUUUGUCCGCACAGUGCACUGUGCUCUACGCGCCUCUCUUAGUCGAAAGCAAUGCAACAUGUGCAAAGUGAUACGCUCCUAUAGGAAAUAAAUAAUAGGCAUAAUUUCGAACCGAUUGUUCUUAAAAUUCGUAGCUGAUAUACACUGCGUUCCGAGCGUGUAUAUGCAAAAGUAUAAUCUACCAUAUAUUAAAAAUAUAAUAAUAGAUAGAUUACACUUCAUAAUAUGUAUGUAUAUAUAUGUAUACACAUAUGUAUACAUACAUAUAUAGUCAGGUCUAGUCUUGAAAAGCAGCUCGUUAGUGAAAGCGAGUAAAUAACAAAAAUAUAGAGAGAUUUUUGUUGUUAUAGCAGACCAAGAUUAAAGCAAAUUGUUGCCUUCGGUCGCGAAAAUCAAUUUACUAAAAUGAAUGAAUGUGAAACAAUUGACGAGAAUUUAUACUGUGAAAUUACAUUGUUAAUUUUUGGAAGCAAGUUGGACGUAAAAUUUAUUUAAAAAAAUCGUUUUAAAGAAUGAUAGGACCCGUUUCUCAAUUUUUAAUAUCUGAAAUUUAACUCUACAGAGCAAAUUCUUGUCCAUUCUUUUUUUGAUUCAUUUAUUUCUUCUUGUGUAGAUUAUAUUUUUAGGAAUAGAUCAUUUAACGAUUAAUUAACGAUUAACGAUUUUGUUGAAAUUAAUCGAUUCUAAAUACUUGUCCUUAAAGUGCCAUUCGUGCGUGUUGAGACAUUCUUUGUAUAUAAAAAUUGCAUGAUUUGACGACACGCUAAUCCGACGGUAAGCGCACAUUAAUAUUUUGUACUUGCCCUUAUACAGCGCGAUUUUGACACAACGAUAAAAUCAAAUAUAAUUAUCAACUAUGCGUUAAUGUCUGUCGAGACAAAGACUGACCAGUUAAAUAGGGUUUAAAUGAACAUCGUGAACAAACCAGCUUAUCAUUCAUUCGCGACAAUGAGGUAUCGUGCAACGGUCAAAGUGCUGCAACGAUCACAUGCCAAUAAAAGUUUUGCCUCUGUCGCCAGCACCACUUAGUAGUUAACGAAAAAAAGAGAUACACUAUACUAAACGCAAAGCAUACACAUACAUGCACAUAUAAAUACUCUUUAAUCAUUUCUUAAAAUUAUAAUAUAUAUAUAAUAUACGUAUAUUAUAUGCAUAUAUUAUAUAUACAUAUGUGUAUUAUUCAUAUUAUUUACAUACUUGUCAUAUUCACACGCGCAUGCAUAAUAUACACUUUAGUAUGGUGUAUCUUUCUUAUAUUCAAGACAGUUGUUAAAUGUGUAGGAAGUGUCGCGUUUCAUCGAGGGCAAUAUCAAUACCUAUAACUCCUAACUAUAUCAAAUGUAGAAUUUUCAUGAUGUAGCUUCUGUGACUUUUAUGGAGCAAAUUAGAAUUUAUUUUAAUAAA